AUGAAUUCGUUUCCGAAGCUGAGGCGAGGUACCAAGAGUUGCUACGAAUGUGAAGCCGUCCCGGUGAGACAUGGCUUUCUCGAGACUAACGCGAUCUCUUUGCUAGGUCGACGCCGAAAGGUCAAAUGCAUCUUCACUGGAGAUAACAAGAAGUGCGAAGAAUGUUAUGCUCGGGGGGCUACAUGUGUCGAGCAAGGCAAGGUCCCAGCUCAAGCUGUUCUAGCUCCUACUAGAGCGGGAAAGAGCCCUGGUAGUCACAGGGAUCCUUCAGCAUACAGCCUACGGGAAAGAGUUGCCCGGAUUGAGGCCUUUAUUGAAAGCUCCCUCAAAGGGCAGAAUUCAGUAGUGCCCUCCGAGCAUUCCAGUGAUGAAAGCAACCAGAGGGCAGGUUCCCCUAAAGACCGCACUCCCGGAGAACAGACAGAGUUGUCGACUGCUAGAAGCGCUGAAGACAGUGCAGUCCUCAGCCUCUUCAACAACAGUAUCAUCACUCGGGUACAUCAACAACAAGAGACUUCAAUCCGGUCUGAGACCUUGCCAUCGAGUCAAACAAAUUCAACAUUCGAUCCUACAAGAUAUUCACUUCUGAAUCUCCUCCCCGUAGAACCCGACCUUAACACUCUCAUCGAUCUAAGUCAGGAUUGGUGGCGUCGCGCUCCUCAUAGAUUCCCUGAGCUGUUUGAAAGCCAUGUUCCUACGGAUAUCAGAACCGAACUUUCUCGCAAGCUCUCUCUCCCUGAUCCUACUGAAACAAUAAAAGUGACACUCUGGACACUGAUCAGCGCAGAACGGCUUUCUCCAGACAUCUUCCAAAAGCCCACAUUCGACGAUCCGGCAGCUAUUGUCAACCUGAGUUCACAAGUUCUGCCUGCUAUAGAACGGUUUGUGCUGCAAAACGAUGAAGCGGCAAGGACACUCGAGGGCCUCGAAUGCCUACUCCUCCUCUCGGGAUAUUACUGCAACAUUGGGAAAUUGCGCAAGUCCUGGCAUAUUUGUCGAAGAGCUCUCGAAUAUGCCGUUAGCGAAGGUCUGCAUCGUGGAUUAAGCUUGAUUAGGUCCACUGAUCUAACUCCCCAGGGCGCCGAAUAUCGUCACGCCCACUUAUGGCAAAGCAUCUGUUUCAGGGACCGGUAUCUGAGUAUGAUUCUGGGACUCCCCUAUGGCAUUCCCAGCUCGUAUCUGUGGACCCAGAACCCACAAGCAUCGACUGCCGACGAGCAGCAUGGGCAUAAGUUCUAUUCCUUCAUGGCUUCAAUAGUCAGCCAAGUGAUCGAUAGGAAUCAUCAGUCUUUGUCGGAAGACACAUGGCUGACAACUCUCAAAAUCGAUCAAGAGUUGGAAGGACAUGUUAAGAGAAUGGACCGAAUGGACCCUCGCUGGUGGGACUUCAGUUCAGAGGCUCUAAGCGUCUACAGUCGCGAAGCCAACCUCGAGCGGUUCGAAGCUCACACGCUCAAGCACUUCAUUCGGGCCCUGUUGCAUCUCCCCUUCAUGCUCAAAUCGACAGGCCGGGGGCUUUAUCAGUACUCGUACGACACGACAGUUGGGUCAUCCCUGCAAGGGCUUGCGACGUACAAAGUCCUCCGUGUCGAUCUCGCACUGGACCCAUACCUCUGCACCACGUUUGACUUUCAAGCAUUCAUCAUGUCAGUACUGUUGACGUUACAUCUUAUCACGCAAUACCAGGGAGAGGGCUCCAAACCGACCCGCGAAGAUGACGCAGCCUGGGACGUGGUUCGCAACACCACCAAGAUUCUUCAACAGGCAUCUCAAGACGCUCGUGACAGCAACGCCGUCUCUAAACAAGCCGUCCCGGUAUUACAGAUGCUCAUGCGCGCUGCGAGACCAGACCGAAGCGGCGGCCCGUGCCCGUACGGGUUCGAUACUGGGGUGAGUUGCAAAGUCACCAUCCCGUGCUUCGGAGAGAUCAAGAUCGCGCCGGGCAAAAGGGGACCACGGUGUCUUGUAGACUGUCCGAGGACGAAGACGAGUACGAGUACGAUCGGCUUCAACGGUGUCCCUGUGGGUUCUACGUCGGAGGGUGCUGAUGUUUCUUCGACGCCCAUGCCCAUGCCCAUGCCCGUGCCCAUGCCCAUGCCUACCGAAUCAGCUCGCCCAGCUGACGCAGCAGAAUAUGACCACAUGAUCAUGUCACUGGACAAUGUGGUGGCUUUCCCGAGACUGGCAUGGGGAUGGGGAAAUGAUAUGGUUGACUAUCAUCCUACACAGGCGGAAAUGCCAAAUGUGACGCCAGACGCUUGGACGUGGACUGGGAAUGGACUCAGUGUGGGUUCAGACCUGCAGCAAGAAUGGGACCUGGAUUUCUUUGGGCCCUAG
Exophiala spinifera is the source of this 2337-nucleotide messenger RNA. RefSeq lists its product as uncharacterized. The record is from RefSeq and is a predicted model, not a curated record. Gene Ontology annotation, biological process: DNA-templated transcription. The transcript has 2 exons. NCBI's taxonomy places the organism in Eukaryota, Fungi, Ascomycota, Eurotiomycetes, Chaetothyriales, Herpotrichiellaceae. Gene Ontology annotation, molecular function: DNA binding; zinc ion binding. Bases 1 to 2337 code for a protein of 778 amino acids.